Messenger RNA from Amorphotheca resinae ATCC 22711, 198 nucleotides. RefSeq lists its product as hypothetical. The transcript has 2 exons. Gene Ontology annotation, biological process: protein secretion. NCBI's taxonomy places the organism in Eukaryota, Fungi, Ascomycota, Leotiomycetes, Helotiales, Amorphothecaceae. The record is from RefSeq and is a predicted model, not a curated record. The coding region runs from base 1 to 198 and encodes 65 amino acids.
AUGCCCUCUCCCGCUUAUCUCAUCUCCAAGGCUGGCGACCCAAUAUUUGCCCUUUUCAUUGGCAUUUCCGCCGCUGCAACGCGCAUUAACCGCGAAGAGAAAGAGAUGGGACGCAGCACGCAGCAAACCCUUGAUGCUGCCCGAAGGAGAUUGGGUUUUCCUGCAGACGGCGAGGAGCGGGUAGCCCGCAAGAACUGA